This is a messenger RNA of Mesitornis unicolor (brown roatelo), 1494 nucleotides long. RefSeq names its product merlin. The transcript is spliced from 12 exons. The record is from RefSeq and is a predicted model, not a curated record. Gene Ontology annotation, molecular function: cell adhesion molecule binding; actin binding. Gene Ontology annotation, cellular component: cytoskeleton; adherens junction; plasma membrane. The annotation marks the transcript as partial. Gene Ontology annotation, biological process: positive regulation of early endosome to late endosome transport; regulation of organelle assembly; regulation of cell shape. NCBI's taxonomy places the organism in Eukaryota, Metazoa, Chordata, Aves, Mesitornithiformes, Mesitornithidae.
GUGAAGAAGCAGAUUUUGGAUGAGAAGAUCUACUGUCCUCCUGAAGCUUCUGUCCUGCUGGCCUCUUACGCCGUCCAAGCCAAGUACGGCGAUUACGAUCCCAACGUCCACAAGCGAGGCUUCUUGGCACAAGAGGAGCUGCUUCCGAAGCGGGUAAUAAACCUGUACCAGAUGACUCCAGAGAUGUGGGAGGAAAGGAUAACGGCCUGGUAUGCAGAGCACCGAGGCAGAGCGAGAGAUGAAGCUGAAAUGGAGUAUUUGAAGAUAGCUCAGGACUUGGAGAUGUACGGAGUGAACUAUUUUGCGAUUAGGAAUAAAAAGGGCACCGAACUGCUGCUUGGUGUUGAUGCCUUGGGUCUUCACAUUUAUGACCCAGACAACAGGCUGACCCCCAAAAUCUCCUUCCCGUGGAAUGAGAUCCGGAAUAUCUCAUACAGCGAUAAAGAGUUUACAAUUAAGCCAUUGGAUAAAAAGAUUGAUGUUUUUAAAUUCAAUUCAUCAAAGCUGCGUGUGAAUAAGCUGAUUCUUCAGCUGUGUAUUGGAAACCAUGACCUCUUCAUGAGGAGGAGAAAGGCAGACUCGUUGGAGGUCCAACAGAUGAAGGCACAAGCCAGGGAGGAGAAAGCCAGGAAGCAGAUGGAACGGCAGCGCCUAGCCCGAGAGAAGCAAAUGAGAGAAGAAGCUGAGAGGACAAGGGAUGAGCUGGAGAGAAGGCUGAUGCAGUUAAAGGAAGAGGCAACGAUGGCCAACGAGGCUCUGAUGAGGUCUGAAGAGACAGCAGACCUGCUGGCUGAGAAGGCUCAGAUUACGGAGGAGGAGGCCAAGCUCCUGGCUCAGAAAGCAGCUGAGGCUGAACAGGAGAUGCAGCGAAUCAAAGCCACGGCCAUCCGGACGGAGGAGGAGAAGCGACUGAUGGAACAGAAGGUGCUAGAGGCAGAGAUGUUGGCACUGAAAAUGGCGGAGGAGUCAGAGAGGAGGGCAAAGGAGGCUGAUCAGCUAAAGCAAGACCUUCAGGAGGCUCGCGAGUCUGAGCGGAGAGCAAAGCAGAAGCUUUUGGAGAUCACCAGCAAGUCGUCCUACACACAGUCGAUGAACUCGAGUACGACAGCAUUGCCUACCGACCUGCCAAGCUUCAACCUCAUCAGUGACAGCCUGUCCUUUGACUUCAAGGAUACGGACAUGAAGAGGCUUUCAAUGGAAAUCGAGAAAGAGAAGGUAGAAUACAUGGAGAAGAGCAAGCACCUGCAGGAGCAGCUGAACGAGCUGAAGACAGAAAUUGAGGCACUGAAGCUGAAGGAGAGAGAGACGGCUCUGGAUAUAUUGCACAACGAGAAUGCCAGCCGAGGCAACAGCAAGCACAACACUAUUAAAAAGGUAUCGGAGGGCUCCAGUUUGUAUCUCGCCUGACGAAAUCCUUUAGAAACAACCACAGAAUAACCCUUCCGUUUGGUUCAGCUUUUGCACAAGUUGUUAUAAUAAAAUUGUUUGAUCUAG